AUGAGAAGAAUCCUAUCAACUGCACUUUUGAGCGCCCUAUUCGCUGCUACUUCAGCAAGAGAUGCCUCUGAAUGGAAAUCAAGAUCUGUCUAUCAAUUAGUUACAGACAGAUUUGCAAGGGGAAAUGGGGACAAGUCAAACUGCGACUUAAACCGUCAGCCAUAUUACUGCGGUGGAGAUUUCAAGGGAAUCAUCAAUAAUCUUAAAUACAUCAAGGAUCUCGGAUUCGAUGCCAUUUGGAUCUCUCCAGUUGUUGACAAUACUGAUAAUGGGUUCCAUGGUUAUUGGGCAAGAAACUGGGCCAGAAUCAACGAUCACUUUGGAGGUGAACAAGGUCUCAAAGAUCUCGUCUCUGCUGCUCAUAGCAUGGACAUCUGGGUUAUGGUUGAUGUAGUUGGUAAUCAUGUAGGUCCUGUUGGCUUUGAUUACUCAUCAAUCUCACCAUUUAACUCUGGCGAUCACUAUCAUGAUAAUUGUGACAUUAAGGAUUGGGGCAAUUAAUGGCAAGUCGAAAACUGCAGACUUGCUGGUCUUCCAGAUUUGAAACAUGAAAAUCAAUGGGUAAGAGACCAACUUAAGAGCUGGAUUAGUAAUCUAGUUCAAACAUAUGGCUUUGAUGGUAUCAGAAUCGACACCAUCCCAGAAGUACCUAAAGAUUUCUGGAGCGAGUUCGGACAAUCAGCUGGUGUGUUCCAGAUGGGAGAAUGCUUCAAUGGAUUCUCUGGUUACGUUGGUGACUACCAAAACCAUGUGACUGCACUCUUCAACUAUCCAAUGUACUACUCAAUCAGAGAUGCCUUUGCCUACGGCAAAUCAAUGACUGUCAUUAGAGACAGAUGGAACGAAGAGCAAAAAUACUUCAAGGACAUUGAUGCUCUAGGUAUCUUCGUCGAUAACCAUGAUAACCCAAGAUUCCUCAAUGGAAACGGAGAGCACAAAGUCUUCAAGAGUGCACUCGCCUUCGCAUUAACAGCAAGAGGUAUUCCCUUCUUCUAUUAUGGUAGUGAGCAAGGAUUUGCCGGUGGCCAAGAUCCAUACAACAGAGAAGCUCUUUGGAACAACUUGGACGAGACCAGUGAAAUCUACACAUUCGUUUCAACCAUUAUGAGAGCAAGAAAAGCUCAUCAAAUCUGGAACAGCGCCUUCAACGAGAAAUAUGUUGAUGACCAAUUUUACGGUUUCAGCAGAGGUGAUAUGUUUGUUGCCUUAACCAACCAAGCCAAAGGUGAGGUUCACAGAGAAGUACCAAACUCAGGUUUCUCAGAGGGUCAAACUGUUUGCAACAUUUUCUACUCCACUGACUGUGUUGUCAUUAAGAACGGUAACUUGCCAGUUUACCUAGAAAACGGAGAAGCUAAAAUUUUUGUCCCCAAGGGCAGCGCCUUUUUCUCAGCUCAAAAGGAAGUCACUAUGACUCAAUGA
Messenger RNA from Stylonychia lemnae, 1422 nucleotides. The record is from the annotation of a GenBank genome assembly. Lineage: Eukaryota; Ciliophora; Spirotrichea; Sporadotrichida; Oxytrichidae.